Messenger RNA from Bombus pascuorum, 1664 nucleotides. Its product is annotated as inhibitor of growth protein 1. Gene Ontology annotation, cellular component: nucleus. The transcript is spliced from 3 exons. NCBI's taxonomy places the organism in Eukaryota, Metazoa, Arthropoda, Insecta, Hymenoptera, Apidae. Gene Ontology annotation, biological process: positive regulation of DNA-templated transcription. The coding region runs from base 264 to 1181 and encodes 305 amino acids. The record is from RefSeq and is a predicted model, not a curated record.
UCACUUAGAAACCGGCAGCCAUGUUUGAUCCUUGUCAUAAAUACAGAUGGAGUAUCAAAAAAAAGAGUCUUGUAACAGUUGCUUAUGUUCUGUACAAUUUGGUCGAUCUUGAUUGGUGUAAUUAUAAAUUAAGUGAUAAUAGAUAUCUGUAUAAAUGGUGCGACAAGUUCGAAAAUCUAAUACAGUGACAGUUAAGAGUUUGUCAUUAAAUAGAUUGUUUUUAUGUCUUUUAACUACCGAAGGAAAUUCAUAAGAGAGCAAAGAUGUUAAAUCAAGCUGUUGUCGAAGCAUUAUAUUCUGCAACGUAUAUCGAGAAUUACUUAGAUUGUGUGGAAAACUUGCCAAAUGAUUUACAGAGACAUGUAUCCCGGUUACGUGAGCUGGAUGCCACUUGCCAAACAUAUUUGCGUGAGGUAGACCAACAACAAGAAGCUUUAAAGAAUGAUACAGAUUUAGCAGUUAAAAGAAGAGCACUUUUAAGGGUUCAACAAGCAUUAAUUGCAGCACAAGAAAUAGGAGAUGAGAAAUUGCAAAUAGUUCAACAAGUUCAAGAUCUCAUUGAAAAUAAAUCUAGACAGCUAGACUUAGAUUACCGUAAUCUUGAUUUCGGAAAGGAGCAAGAAAGUAAUGAAUCAGUUCGUGAAACAAAUGCAAAUAUAAAUUCUAACUCUUCUGGUAAUGCAAACAAUACAGAAAGACAACCAAAAAGAGCCAGGAGAACAAGGACAGACACAAUGGUUGAAUCUUCCAAUACUAUGGACAUGAUUGUGAUGACAGAAACACGUUCUAAUUCUUUGUCAAAUGCAAGUAAUGGUAAUCAAAAGAAGACAACUACUACUAAUACAGGCAAAAAGAAGAAAAGGAAAUCUAGACAAGGUAAUCAGCAAAAUCAGCAUCGUGAAGAUACUCCACCACCACUAGAAGAUGAUCUUGCAAUUGACCCAGACGAACCAACAUAUUGUCUGUGUGAUCAAAUAUCAUAUGGAGAAAUGAUAUUAUGUGACAAUGAUUUAUGCCCUAUAGAAUGGUUCCAUUUUUCGUGUGUUUCAUUAAGUACCAAGCCCAAAGGCAAGUGGUUCUGUCCAAAAUGUAGAGGGGACAGGCCAAAUGUUAUGAAACCCAAAGCACAAUUUUUAAAAGAAUUAGAAAGGUAUAAUAAAGAAAAAGAAGAGAAAUCGUAGCAGGAGAAGGUUAGUGAACAAUAUAAAUACAUUGGAAGACUUAAUUCAAAUUAAAGACAGCUUUUAUGAUAUACCUUGUAAUAUUAAGUGCUUUUUAAAAUCUUAUUAAACAGAGCAACUUGUGGCAACCAGUGAAAUGGGUCUAUCAAUAGUUUACUUACUUACAGCAGCAGAUAAAUUAUAUUUGUACAAUAUUUGCUAUUGUAAAUACUGUAACAGCAGUAAAUAAUUAGAGUAAAAUAGAAAUUUUGAAUGCUGUAAAGUAUGUUUUAAAAUUGCUUCAUAUUUGUUCAAAGUGGAAAGCUUAGUGGGCUUCUACACACAUUAAGCAAUAUAUGUAUAGUAUAUAAAUACCAUACAGAUCAAUGAUAAAUAUCUAAAAUAUAUAUUUCACGUUCAAAUUACAAUAGCAGUAUUAAAAGACAGAAAGUAACUUUUGUAAUAUAAAUUAAUUGUGUCAUAAAUAAAAUAACUUAAGAUCAA